This is a messenger RNA of Durusdinium trenchii, 357 nucleotides long. Lineage: Eukaryota; Dinophyceae; Suessiales; Symbiodiniaceae. The record is from the annotation of a GenBank genome assembly.
AUGCCAGAUGAUGCCAGACAUCUGACAUGGUCAGUCCCACUGAUCCGGACAAGCUUUUCAGACUGGACAAUCGUCUCCCGUUUUCGCACGCUUUUGGCGCAUUGCGACUGUCCUGGUCCAGUCCACGCGGUGCAGCACGAGCCGCAAGCGCAUUGGUACGUGCUCUACUCAAUGCCACGUCCUUCUUUGAGCCUGGAAGAAUGCGGUGUGGCGGACGACCCUGUGGGCCUCCGAAAGGACAUCAACAAAGGAUAUCGAUCGGCAAGACUGUUUGCAAGUCCAGGUGCGGCCGAAACGAGUGUAUGCAACAUUGGAGCAUUCUCGAGGAAAAUUGCAACGCCAGGCUUGGUGUCCUGA